AUGGCACUGAAUUGGGUAAUGAUUGCUUCUGAUGGGAAAAGUCCAGUUCCCCUUCCUGGAGAAAAAAUAUUAUUCAGACAAGAAAAAGUUAACUUUUUGCUAGAAAUUGGCGGUCCUUAUUACUUGAUUAGUGGAUAUCCCGGAAAUCCGGGUGAUUUUAAAGCUGAAGGAAAUAUUUUUAUUACGAACCAACGUGUUAUAUUUAUUUCUCGCCCAUCUCUACCUGACUUUAAAUCUUUAAGCAUACCUCUUUUGAAUUUGAGAGAAGGAAAACUUCAACAACCUUGGUUUGGGGCUAAUUAUUAUCAAGCAAAUUUAAUGCCAGUACAAAAUGGUGGAUUACCAUCUCCCGGACAGAUGAAAAUUACCUUUAAAGAAGGAGGUGGAUAUGACUUCAGCUCAUGUUAUACCGAAUUGAUACAGAGGCUAACGGAGAAUGAUGGUUUUGUUCAUGUUGAGCAUACUGAACCAUUACCGACUUAUACGCCACGAGAAGAUUCCACAUCGCCGUUAACAACUACACAAACAUCAACAGCGGCAUCUGAUAUUGCUGCACCAAUGGAACCACCAUUCAUUAAUGCAACUUCACCAUUCAUUAAUGCAACAUCACCAUCUCAAUUUACUUUUGUAAGAUCUCCAGAUGAGUUACCGCCAAGUUAUGAUGAAAUAGCAAUUUGA
Scutellospora calospora is the source of this 678-nucleotide messenger RNA. The record is from the annotation of a GenBank genome assembly. NCBI's taxonomy places the organism in Eukaryota, Fungi, Glomeromycota, Glomeromycetes, Diversisporales, Gigasporaceae.